AUGCAUUGGUGUCUGCGGGUCACAAAGGUGCUGCUCGGCUACAUCGUGGCCACGGCCUCUGCCGUCCCGAGCCAGAACUUUGUCCCACGGCAAUCUACCGACAUCCUCGCGUCCUAUGAGUACGUCGUUGUCGGUUCCGGGCCGGGUGGUGGCCCACUUGCUGCCCGGCUCGCCCUCGCCGGGAAGAGGGUCCUGCUCAUCGACGCCGGCGACGACCAGGGAGAUUCCGUUCCGUACAAGGUACCCGCGCUGAACCUUCAGUCGACAGAGUAUGGCCCGAUGAGAUGGGACUACUACGUCCAGCACUUUGCCGAUCUCGAGGCGCAGAAGAAGGACUCCAAGAUGACAUAUCGGCUCGCAAACGGGGAGCUCUACGUCGGACUCAAGCCGCCCGCUGGCGCUGAACCACUCGGCAUCUUGUAUCCCAGAGCUGGUACGCUUGGUGGCUGCGGCAGUCACAACGCGUUGAUCACAGUCUACCCGCACAGGUCAGACUGGGACGGCAUCGCGAGCUUGACCGGGGACACCACCUGGGCGGCCUCCAAUAUGCGCAAGUAUUUCCAGCGUCUAGAAAACGCAGAGUAUUUGCCCAACGGCAUAGUCGGCCAUGGAUUCGACGGCUGGCUCACCACCUCUGUGACGGAUCUGGGACUCGUCGUCAAGGACGUCAAGCUGCUGACGGUCAUCCUGUCCGCCGCGUCCGCCAUGGGCAAGAGUCUCCUCGGUUUGAUCUUGUCGACGAUCCAGGGCCUCGGCGAGGUUCUCCUGCGUGAUCUCAACGUCGACCUGCCCGGCCGCGACUCGGCCGAGGGCCUCUACCAGGUCCCCAUCGCCGUCGACAGCGGCGUGCGCGUGGGUCCGCGGGAGUUCGUCCUGGACACGGCCAACGCGAAGAACGCGGACGGUUCUAGGAAGUACCACCUCGACAUCAAGCUCAACACCCUCGUGACCAAGGUGCGCUUCGACCAGAGCGGCGCGAAGCCUCGGGCGGUGGGAGUAGACUUUGUCGCGGGACAGAGCCUCUACCGCGCGGACCCCCGAUCCGGCGAGGCCGGCGAGGGCGUCGCCGGAUCCGUAAACGCCACGGCCGAAGUCAUCUUGUCAGCCGGCGCUUUCAAUACCCCACAGCUGCUCAAGCUCAGUGGCGUUGGCCCCAAGGAGGAGCUAUCCUCUUUCGGUAUUCCCUCCAUUGUCGAUCUGCCUGGCGUCGGCACCAACCUACAAGACCGCUACGAGACGUCCGUUAUUGGCGAAACGCCGACAGACUUUCAAAUCACCGAAGGCUGCACCUUUAUCCGUCCUGGCACAGACGAUCCCUGCUUGAAGAAGUGGGAGGAGGGCACCGCGACCGGGCAGCGGGGGAUUUAUGGCUCCAACGGCAUCAGCCUCGGUAUCGUCAAGAAGUCGACAGUAGCAGAGGGAGACCCGGACCUCUUUAUCGCGGGCGCACCGGUCGCCUUCCCCGGCUACUAUCCCGGCUACGCCGCCCAAGGCACUGCGGACCAGAGACACUGGACGUGGAUCACCCUGAAAGCCCACAGCCGCAACCGGGCCGGAACCGUCACGCUGCGUUCAGCCGACCCGCGGGACGUGCCCCAGAUUGACUUCCAUUCGUUCCAGGACGAGGCCGAUGGCGCCCGGGACAUCCAGGCCGUGGUGGAGGGCAUGAAGCUCUCGCGCAAAAUGUUGGAGAGCGUCGUGCCCCUUACGGGAGGCUUCACCGAGGUCUGGCCCGGGAAGAACGUCACCGAUGCGGACUUGCCCGCGUUCGUCAGGAAUGAAGCCUGGGGCCACCAUGCCAGCUGUACGUGCCCCAUUGGAAAGGACGGCGAUGCGACGGCUGUCUUGGAUGCAAAGUUUACGGUGAGAGGGACCGAGGGUCUGCGGGUGGUUGACGCGAGCGUGUUCCCCACGAUACCUGGGUAUUACAUCGCGUCGGCGGUGUAUAUGAUUAGCGAGAAGGCGGCCGAUGUAAUUCUUGGGGUAUAG
Molecule: messenger RNA, 1989 nt
Organism: Colletotrichum orchidophilum
Lineage: Eukaryota; Fungi; Ascomycota; Sordariomycetes; Glomerellales; Glomerellaceae
Product: GMC oxidoreductase
Exons: 3
Coding region: 1-1989 (662 amino acids)
Molecular function (GO): flavin adenine dinucleotide binding; oxidoreductase activity, acting on CH-OH group of donors
Source: RefSeq, a predicted model, not a curated record